UCAUUAAUCGUUCUAUAAUUUCAUUCUCCGUCAACACAGUCACUUCGGAAUCCUGAUUGAUAUGACCUAACACAGCUUGACGUCUUGUAUUGAAUGAUAUCCUCUCGAAAUUCCUCCUUAUCAUAUUCUCAUAAGGAAACUUACUUCGAUACGAGCCUUCAUCGAUUACAUUCCUCAAUCGAUAUAAUUGUUUAUAACAUGCUAAUAAUUUAGUUCUGAAAUUGGGCAAUUGUUGGAUAUUUGAAGAGAAAUUAGGAUUUAGUAUCGCCUUGUGUAGUAUUAAUUUAUUAUUAUUCAAAGUGAAUUUGGUAAGAGGCAGUCGUAUCAUCAUAUCAUGAUAUUGGUAUAUCCAAAUCUAUAUACAAAAUUUAUUCAGUAAUUAUUUUUUCUUAACCAAAUCUCAUUUAGUGGCCCUCAUAAAAUUUUUGAUUUUUUUACAGCCAAAAUUUUGGUUUAACAAAGGCAACAACCAUCAAAAUGCUGGCCAAUACAUUAAACUUAAGAAGAGAUGACAAUAAUAUGAGUAUAUCUUAUCAUUAUCAGACUCAAAUGAAGACCUAUGGGCAUGAAAAGUGUUUGAUUAUUCCAAGUCCAAGGUUACUGUUGAAGUUUAAUUUGUAUUUAAAUGGGAAUCAAUUGUUGGAUUCAAGCUACAAUUAUCUAAUCGAUAGAUUAGGUUCUAAUAUUUGUCGUUCAAGUUAUUGGAAUGCAUUGGAAGUGAAACCAAGUUUGAGGAUUGAUAAUUCUUCUAGUUUCCAAUUAGAUCUACAAUGCCUUAUAUUUGAUGGUAUUAUCAACGAGUUUAUAGAGUUCGAUUCAAACGGAAAUACCGUUCAAGUGUUUGACAAAGAGGUUAAUAUCUUAAAAGAAAUGACGAUUGAUAUCAGAUACCAAACUUGGGAAACUGAACUUCUCAUGGAUGAUUUCCUCCAUGAUUUGAAUUACAUGAUCUCAUCUUGGUUAGUCAAUAUCGAAUACAUCUUUCCGUUAGUAUUUUCAGUAUAUGGAAGACAAGUAUUUAAAUUAAAUUACACAUCACUUAAAAGGUGUAUCCUGGAAAUGAAUGAUCAUCAACUAGAUAAACUCAUUAGUAAUGCAAGUUCCUCCAACAACCAUCAAAGUCUAAUUCUUAAUUUAGACAAAUUACAAGUUCGAAUCAUGAAUGAAUACAACAUACUUAACAUAUUAAAGGAAAUCGAUCAUUCUAAUUAUAGAUAUAAAGUCUUCAUUAAUAAUAAAGGAAAAACUUCGAAACAAACAAUGGGUGUAAAAAAUUUUCCGUAUUCCUUGGCACUUAUAGCAGUUACACAUAUGCAUAACGAUGAUUAGAUGCCCAAUAUUGAUUUUGCAUCAUACCCUUAUUCUUAAGGCUUUCUAAAUUAUAAACUUAAAAUUUGAAAAAGCUAAAUCAUUUUUGAGCCCCCCAAUCUUACCCGUGGGGGAUUCCUCAAUAAUAGAGGCUUGAUAUUGAAUUAAGUAACGUUUCCUUCUCCCCCCACUUUUUAGUGUGGCCACUUGGGAAGGUGAUUCCAUUUUUCUAGUUACAGUAACUUAACCAUGAAUUAUAAUAUCGUUCCAGUUUGAUGUUAAUU
Scheffersomyces coipomensis is the source of this 1592-nucleotide messenger RNA. RefSeq lists its product as uncharacterized. The coding region runs from base 478 to 1329 and encodes 283 amino acids. The record is from RefSeq and is a predicted model, not a curated record. NCBI's taxonomy places the organism in Eukaryota, Fungi, Ascomycota, Pichiomycetes, Serinales, Debaryomycetaceae. The transcript has 2 exons.